Ostertagia ostertagi is the source of this 1263-nucleotide messenger RNA. Lineage: Eukaryota; Metazoa; Nematoda; Chromadorea; Rhabditida; Trichostrongylidae. The record is from the annotation of a GenBank genome assembly.
AUGCUGCUGCUGCGCCCGCUGCUGCUGCGCGGAUUCGGCCCGAGGGCCCAGUACUUGGCUUGGCUGCUGGUGCCCGUCUUUACCGUGGCCACCAUCCUGCCCGCGCCUCCCGUGCCCUUGCCUUUGGUGGCACCGGAUGCGACUCGGGCCCUGACGGUCGUGCACCGCCAGGUGUACGAGGCGGUCUGGCGACCGGUGACGGAAGCAGGAACGCAAAAGCCAUCGGCUCCCCAUCAGACGCCGUGGCUUGCGCUGGCCUGGUUGUCCGGCGUUGCUGCCCUGGGCGCAGCGGUGGCGUGGCAGCACCGGCGCUGGAGUCGCCAGCUGCGCUGGGACCGUGUCACCGGCACGUGGUUGCUGCCAGCCGGCAACAGCCCGAGCGUGGUGGGGCUGCUGAGGCCCCGAUUGGCGCUGCCAGUCGACUUUGAGCAGCGCUUCUCGGCGCAAGAGCGUGCCGGCAUCCUGGCGCAUGAGGCGGUUCACGCCAGGCGCCACGACAACCUCUGGAACGCGGUGGCCACCGGGUUCUGGAUCGUCAACUGGUUCAACCCGCUCGCCUGGUGGGCCUUGCGCGCCUUCCAGCGGGACCAGGAACUGGCCUGUGACGCUGCCGCGCUCGCCGCCCGGACGGCGGCUGAACGCGACGCAUACCGGGAUGCCCUGCUGAAAGCCUUCGAGAUCAGCCCUUCGUCGGCCAUGUCGCGUGGCUGGCGCUCGACCCAUCCGUUGAUCGAGCGCCUGCAGUGGGUGCAGUCCGGCUUCGUUGAACGCACCAUGCUGAGCGCUCUGGUGGUCCUCCUUGUCGUGGCGGCGUCCAGUGCGAUGGCCUAUUGCGUGCACGGCGGCGGCAUCUGGCAAGUCUGGCAGGACAAGCGUCCGGCCGCGAAGGCGGGCCAUGCGCAAGCCCGCAUGGAGACGCUCACCCAAGUCAACGGCGGCCGGUGGGCGGCUGGCGUGGUGUACAUGGACGUGGGUCCCAAGCCCAGCGAUCAGAUCUUCAGCUGGUCCGAGACGGUCGCGGCCCGCAAGGUCUUCGAGGGCUUGGUCAGACUGGGGCGCAGCGAUGAUGACUCGCCCAACGCCUACGUCAUGAUCACCGAAGCGCUGGAUCCUGCGCGCUCCCGCGGGGCUGUGCCUCAGACCCGUGAUGCCGCCAUUCCCGCAGACCGCUGGCAAGGCCUUGAACUUGCAACGCAAGCGGGUGACACCGUGCGCUUGCGGUUCCGCUUCCAGAUGCUCACGGACCCAGCGCAAGGCAUUUGA